CGCUCGCCAGUCUCGCCGACUCUCGGCUACGCAAGCAGAAUCAGCUGUCGCGCGCACCGAGAGGCCUUGCAGGCGUCAGGUGGUGAAAAUCAGCCAUAAGUUGCGCAGAAGCGAUGAAUUCAGCGCCGUUAGUUUGGGGCGUGCAAGCGCGAAGUGUUGCAAAUGGGGACCGGGCCUGGCGCCUCGCUGCUGGGCCUUGUGCGGCGUGAGCUAACAGGCAGCGAUAGCGGGCGCACGCACAUGCUCAUGUGCGUGCGAAAUGCAGGCGUUCGAUAUGAACGCUGCAUGCGGCUUGCUCUCGUGAGGGGCGCAUCGCGUGGCGCCGUCGGCCUCCACGCGGCCCUUACAGGCGCAGCCCUGCAGCUGCCUGCAAUUGGUAUGAAACAGCAGUACUAAGGGUACCACCGUACCAGUGGUCAUGCAAGGGAUGGCUGGCAGGGAUUGGUGCACACGCGCCAGCUGCAUGGAGUCGGCUGCUUAGGUUGCAUGAGAAUAGUGGAAGUGAAUCAAAGCUGCAAGCUUUGGCGCAUACAAGCGCAAGCUAACAGGUAUAGACGUACGGCACAGCGCAAUGACGAUACGGAUCGUUUGCCUAUGGUAAAGGAGUCACAAAGUGGGUGGAUUCAGUCUGCUAGCAACAGCUAGAAUAAUUAUGGUUUUGAAUACGCGAGUACGUGAAUCCGUUGAUUUGUGUCGCUUGGGUAACAAUCCAUGUCACUGCCAAAAUGCCGUACAAGUGGUACGGAGCCUUAGAGGAGGCUGUUUCCACACCCGCCUGCAACUCCUGACAAAAGCAGGCUUCAAUGUAUGCUACAACUUCUGAUGCGGUAUCACUAUAACAGCAGUGGCCGGCGAACUGAAGUGGGAGGACGCUGCGCGCACACAUGCCACCUGGUGGAAUUGGCAGCAAGAGUGCGUGGCAACUUGUUGUGACACGAGUUCCCAUGCAAACCGCAACAUGCGUGAUGUUAACGCGUUUAUGUCCUCAAAUCAGCACUGGAAUGUGACCUCCAGUCGAAAUCGCAGGU
Molecule: messenger RNA, 1028 nt
Organism: Chlamydomonas reinhardtii
Lineage: Eukaryota; Viridiplantae; Chlorophyta; Chlorophyceae; Chlamydomonadales; Chlamydomonadaceae
Exons: 3
Coding region: 163-396 (77 amino acids)
Source: RefSeq, a predicted model, not a curated record